CGCCCGGAAUCUGUUCUCACGAAAAUUGAAUGCUCACGGUAACACCCCGAGAGCCAUCAUCCUCGAACGACAGUCUCUAUCGGUCAAUAUAGACCACCUUUGGUUUCAGUCUUUUGAUACUUUUACGCACCAUCUUAAUAGAGGGGUUUGCAUACGACAAUGGGUUUUGCGCAUGCAUCGAUGACGACCUCGUCGACGGCAGCGUUUCUCGCUGGUCGGUCACGGAUAGGCCAGCAAUCGAUCGCCUUGCUUGCCGCAGGUCCGCGAAUCAGCAGUCUGUCAUGGGGACAAACUGGAUCUUCUUUGCGGAGUUGGGUUUCCGCUAGAGGCUAUGCCGACGAAGCGAAGGAGGUGGCAGCACGCCCCAGCAUGUCUAUGAUCGGAGUCGCGCAUAAUGAGUAUAUUCCUCCAACGGGAGAGAAUAAACCAGGAUUGAAGCACCCAAAGCUUUUUUUUAGAGAUAAAUUUAGAGGGGCACUUUGGUUUGGAAAAAUGGUAAUCCGCUUGGGACUGCUGAGAAUUAAAUACAAGCACAAACCUCAUCUCAAGGAAUGGAAGCAAGAUGCUACGUCGACUUAUAUCGCGAUUAACAAGGCAUUCGCCAACCGAGAGCUCGGCAAGAUCGACAACAUGAGCUCGAUUUACGUCCACGCACAAUUAAAAGAACGCGUUAAGAACAUGGACGCGAACUGGAAGCUUACUUGGGACCUGGUGGAUUUUGUUGAACCAACUAGGCUGAUUGAUGUCGCGCCUCUUGAUCUCCAGAACGGACAGCCUGUGGAGAUGGUUCAGCUUACGUAUCGGUUCCACACUAUUCAGAAAUUGGAGAUGAGAUAUAAGAAAAACGCCAAUGUGCCUCCUAAGACCGAGCAGAAAAAGGUUCUCGAUUACAUGGUAUUCACUCUAAAUAUCGUUACCGGCGAAAUGACAGUCUCGGGCACUGUAUUCGAAUCCUCGCUGUUGAAGCCAUUGCCCACGAUCCGCACGGAUCAGGCCGUGCUGGCGGCAUCCAUGAAGGAGAAGGGAGACAUCUUCCGUAAGAAGCCGGCACCGGUGAAGUACGACUAGAUGUGACCAGAAUUAGAAGAGCCAAAUGUAUAUAAGUUGGGAUAUACAAGUAAAGAUGUGGAGAGAGCCGGGGAGCUACAGUGUAAAUAUGAUGAUCUAAGAUAUAACUAAUAAUUUAAGUCGAGAGUGCAGUAGUGAGCCGCCGAAUAGAUCUGCUAUGAUCUCGGAAUAAAUGAAAUGGAUCUAGUUCACU
Molecule: messenger RNA, 1261 nt
Organism: Myxozyma melibiosi
Lineage: Eukaryota; Fungi; Ascomycota; Lipomycetes; Lipomycetales; Lipomycetaceae
Product: MBA1-like protein-domain-containing protein
Exons: 6
Coding region: 160-1068 (302 amino acids)
Biological process (GO): protein insertion into mitochondrial inner membrane from matrix
Cellular component (GO): mitochondrion; mitochondrial inner membrane
Source: RefSeq, a predicted model, not a curated record